Molecule: messenger RNA, 1116 nt
Organism: Verticillium nonalfalfae
Lineage: Eukaryota; Fungi; Ascomycota; Sordariomycetes; Glomerellales; Plectosphaerellaceae
Exons: 1
Coding region: 1-1116 (371 amino acids)
Biological process (GO): fungal-type cell wall polysaccharide metabolic process
Cellular component (GO): fungal-type cell wall
Source: RefSeq, a predicted model, not a curated record
AUGUUCAACAAGCAGGCCGUCACCGCUCUUGCCUCCCUGGCCCUGGCCAAGGAGGCUGUUGCCUUCAACGCCCACCGCCACUCCCACGAGGAGCGCGACAUUGUGUACGCGCACACCCACGUUGAGAUUGUCACCGAGUGGGUCACCGUCACCGCCGGCCCUGGCCAGCCCGCUCCCAGCCCCGACGAUGCGGCUCCCCAGAACCCCCUGACCACCACCUCGACCUACGUCGUUGUCCAGACCCCCGCCGCCGUCGAGCCCCCCGCCCCGGUCGUGCCCCCCACUACUCUCCAGACUGCCGUCGUCGCUACUCCUGUGACUUCCCCCAAGGAGGAAGGCGCCCAGGACACUCCCAAGAAGGAGACCAACUCUGGUUCUACCGGCACCUCCGGUGGCAAGCGUGGCUUCGCUUACAACGACGCCAGCCUUGUCAAGAGCUUCUUCACCAACGGUAAUGAGUGCACCAACUGCCCCUGGGCAUACAACUGGGACUCCAGCGACAACGGCCUCUCCCAGGCUGGUGUUGAGUACGUUCCCCAGCUCUGGGGGCCCAUCGAUGUUCACCUCCAGCGCUGGGAGAAGAACGUCGCCAGCUCCAUCGAGGCUGGUUCUACCCACAUCCUGUCCUUCAACGAGUGCGAUAUGCCCUCGCAGUGCAACAUGGAUGCCUCGUCGGCCGCCGACGCCCACGUCAAGCACGUCAACCCCUUGGGCAAGCAGGUCAAGAUUGGCUCCCCCGCUGUCACCAACAGCAACAUUGCCGGCCAGGGCCUCGACUGGCUGAGGGACUGGGUCGCUGCUUGCGACGCCAAGGGUUGCGUGUACGACUUCUGCGUCGUCCACUGGUACUCUCCUCUUGAGGCCGCUGACACCCUCUUCACCCACAUUAAGCAGGCUUCCGAGAUCUGCGGUGGCAAGCCUGUCUGGCUGACUGAGUUUGCUCCUCUCAGCGAGGACGACGGCGCCGUUUCUUCCUGGAUCCAGACCAACAUCCCCAAGCUCGACGCCCUCAAGGAGCUCGAACGCUACUCCUUCUUCAUGGUCGCCGAGGGCAACGGCAAGCUCAUCAGCUCCGGUGGCCUCUCCGGCGCUGGCAAGGCCUACGCCUCCUCUUAA